AUGGGGGAGGAUAUGAAAGGAGGGGGAAAAGGGAGAAGGGAUAGGGCUGACUGGUAUCGCCGGGGGAGCGAGCGCGUGGAGACGACGGCCACGCGCGAAUUUGAGCGGCGUGGGUUGUCAUGGGUUAACGGCGUUUGGGCUACGGCACGUCGGUCAGUUAUCCGAUUGGUUUGCGCGGAUAUUAUUUUUCUUGGGCUGAGGAAAUUGGGAGCGGUGAUGGGCCGACCGAUGGGGAGGAGAGUGGGGAAAGGUAAUUUCUCCGGUCACGGGAUUGCCGUGUGCGUUUGCGCAAUGACGGUGGGACUGACUGGUCGAACUGAUCGUUGA
Messenger RNA from Striga asiatica, 327 nucleotides. Lineage: Eukaryota; Viridiplantae; Streptophyta; Magnoliopsida; Lamiales; Orobanchaceae. The record is from the annotation of a GenBank genome assembly.